UCCCCCUCCCCCCUUUUUUUUCUUCCCUCUGUUGCUGUGCCGAGUUCAGCCCUGGCACAGCAGGAGCAUCAUGGAUGAGAUGCUAGCAACAGAUGCUGUGCGCCAGGACUUGCAUUCGUAGGGUUCAUUUAAAACUGGUCUGGAGGGGAAAGAAGGGGGGGAAAAUCCCCAAACCUAACAAGAAGAACACUCGUCAUCCGUUAUAAUAAAUCAUCAACCCUCCAAGCAAGCAACUACUCCCCUUCGCUGGCUGGCUGGUAGCUGCUCUCAGACCCUGGUCUGUGGGGUACCGCACAAGCUCGGGCGCAUACGCACACGCAGACCUCGCUUUCUUAGCUAUGUCGGGCCCGGGAGCCAGCUGUGCAGUGGAUGGAGAGACAAGCAGCCCCUUCUGUGAGGGGAGAGAAGAAAGCCCGUUAGCAUCAAAAGCCGAGAGCAGCGAGGGGAGCGCCAGAUAUCGCCAGCAGAUUGUCUGGAGGAAUGUCGUCCUAAUGACACUGCUUCACAUCGGCGCUGUCUACUCCCUCUGCCUCAUCCCCAAGGCCCAGCUGCUUACUUUGAUCUGGGCAUAUUUGUGUUUCCUAAUGACGGCUCUGGGGGUGACAGCUGGUGCACAUCGUUUGUGGAGUCACAGGUCCUACAAAGCCAAGCUGCCUUUGAGGAUAUUCCUGGCCGCGGCCAACUCCAUGGCUUUUCAGAAUGACCUUUUUGAGUGGUGUCGAGACCACCGGGUGCAUCACAAGUACUCGGAGACGGAUGCUGACCCCCACAAUGCAUGUCGUGGCUUCUUCUUCUCCCACAUCGGCUGGCUCUUUGUCCGCAAGCAUCGCGAUGUCAUAGAAAAAGGGAGGAAGCUGGAUUUCACUGACCUGCUGGAUGACCCUGUUGUGCGGUUUCAAAGAAAGUACUAUAAGAGUUCGGUAGUGCUAAUGUGCUUUGUGAUCCCCACCCUGGUGCCCUGGUACAUCUGGGGGGAGAGUCUGUGGAAUUCCUACUUCCUUGCUUCCAUCCUUCGUUACACCGUCUCUCUCAACGUCACCUGGCUGGUCAACAGCGCGGCUCACAUGUACGGCAAUCGACCCUACGACAAGUACAUCAGCCCCCGGCAGAAUGCAUUUGUCACUUUAGGAGCAAUUGGUGAAGGCUUCCACAAUUACCAUCACACCUUUCCAUUUGAUUAUUCAGCCAGCGAGCUUGGCUUGAAAUUCAACCCAACCACAUGGUUCAUUGACUUCAUGUUCUGGUUGGGGCUGGUUACUGACCGAAAACAGGCUCCCAAGGAGAUGAUCUUAGCCCGCAAAGAGAGGACUGGUGAUGGCAGUGCUUGAAAAUGUAACAUUUCUGUGUAAAUCUAUGCUGUCGUGUGUGUGUGUGUGUGCGCGUGUAUUUUUUCUUUGAGAAAAGUUUAGUUUUUUUUUUUUUUUCCAGAUAAAAUGGGCUACAUUAAUCCCUGGGAUAACUCCAUUGACUUUAGUGGCUUUAUGUCAGGGGUGAAUUUAGUCCCAAUUUUUUUUCCUAUUAGAUGUCUUAUGUCCAAAUCCCAGACUAUUAAGUGUAAAAAAUAUUGGAUAUUAUUUAAUAUUCGUGUUAAACAUCCUAGAUCUUUGAUUUUAGUCAUUCUAGUUUAAGUCCAGUGUACACUGUAAUAUGCUUGUUCGUGUUAACCCUGGCAAGAUGGAGGAAUUAACUAUCCUUUCAAAGUGCGGUUCAGGUGAAUGUUUGUUUUUGUUUUUACUAGACAACCAAACAUGCUUUGAGACAUAAUUUUUUGGGGGGUUGGGGAUAGGGCCUGAUAUGCUGUUACAAAAACAAACAGAAAAGAAUGUUUAAAAAAUCCCCUAUACUGGGGAAAAAUCCGUUUUAAAAAAGAUGUUUGUCUGAAAAUCUGUUUUCUUAUUUCUGUUUGCAAGACCCUUGCUCCACUGUCUUUGUUUAUAUAAAAUUAAUUUAUUGCUAAGCAGGCUUUUGUGUUAAACGCUACACAUUAUACAAGCCAAAAUACAAACUGAUGCCAUGCUUAGCUGAUUCAUUCAUUGUCACAUAAACGUUGUAAUUUGUAAAGAUAUACUGCUCAACUGUGUCUUAAACCAAAAAAAAGCUUCGAUUUAAAUGUUUGGAGACCUAAUUUAUAUUCUAACAGGUCACAGCCACUGCUGCAUGCAUAUUUUAGCUACUUCUGCACAAUAGGUGUCUUCAUUUUUUUUUCGAGCUUUCACUAUCAGGUCUUUAAAACCUGGCCUUUAUCUAGAUCACAGUUUUUCCUAAUGUUACAACUGCAUGUAGCCUCUAUUGGUUUCAGAGCAAAAUAUAUAUAUUUUUAAAGUUAUGUAGCUUCUGGAUUUAACAGUUGCCUUUUAAAAGCAGCAUGUCUUGGGACCUACAGCCCUUUGUGUUAGAUGGUAGCCAGUGCAGGAGAAAGGCUUUAUGUUGUCUGCACUGGAGCACUUUUGAAGACAGAGGGCCUGAUUCUCAUUUACAUUAAGGGUUUGUCUGCACUUAAAAUGCUACAGCUGCACUGCUUCAGUGUAGACACUGCCUAUGCUGAUGGGAGGGGUUAGGUACUGUACUCUACCUCCCCGAGAGGCAGUAGCUCGCUCGAUGGAAGAAUUCUUCUAUCAACCUAGCGUUGUCUACAUGAGAACUUUGGUCAGCUUAACUAUGCACUUGGGGGUGUGUGGAUUUUUCACAUUGUUAAACCAGUCUAAUUUUGUAGUGUAGCCCAGGCCUGAGAUUCCCUUUGCCCUGUUCUGGCAGUGUGAAUAUGUCCACUUUCACGCCCAUUUACACUGCAAAGGGAGGAGGGGAAAGAUGGCCUUAAUAUAAAUGAGAAUCAGGCCUAGUUAUUUUCAGGAAAGAUGUACAAUUUUAAAACCAAACUCAGUUCUUUUGGGUUUGUUCGGGUUUUCUUUAGUUUUGUUUUUUAAAUGAUGCCAAUAUAAAAGAAUUGUCCUUAUUCUGUACUUCAUCCAGCAGGUGUUUAACAGUGUUCAUUUGCCAUUAAUGACAUGUAAACUCAUGAGUGAUUUACAAUAAACAGCUAUGAAUUA
Molecule: messenger RNA, 3047 nt
Organism: Chrysemys picta bellii (western painted turtle)
Lineage: Eukaryota; Metazoa; Chordata; Testudines; Emydidae
Source: RefSeq, a predicted model, not a curated record